This is a messenger RNA of Pipistrellus nathusii (Nathusius's pipistrelle), 357 nucleotides long. The record is from the annotation of a GenBank genome assembly. Lineage: Eukaryota; Metazoa; Chordata; Mammalia; Chiroptera; Vespertilionidae.
AUGUGCUUUGCUCCGUGGGGUCUGGAUGCACCACAGGCUCCUGUGAAGCCGCCCCGGCUCCUGGCUCCUGGCUCCCGGCUCCUAGCACUUGUCUGUGAGCCUCUUGGGGGCUUCAGAGCUGAGCCAGCUUCCUGCAUGAAGCCUGGAGGAGGGGGUCCCAGACUCCAGGGCUGCACACACCACCUCCUCACGGUCAUGAUCAAAGACCUCGCAUCCUCUCCUGUCCUUAAUAUUCUCUUCAAAUCAACAUACUUUUUAUUUUUUACUCCCAGCUUUAGUCUUGUGCUAAACAAUAUAUCCACGCAGUCACCUGUUGAUGUGCUAGUUCUGUGUUUUUCCUAUUCUACAUGGAAAUAA